Messenger RNA from Malurus melanocephalus (red-backed fairy wren), 4619 nucleotides. RefSeq names its product G protein-coupled receptor 161 (gene GPR161). Gene Ontology annotation, cellular component: membrane; recycling endosome. The transcript is spliced from 7 exons. Bases 464 to 2101 code for a protein of 545 amino acids. NCBI's taxonomy places the organism in Eukaryota, Metazoa, Chordata, Aves, Passeriformes, Maluridae. Gene Ontology annotation, molecular function: G protein-coupled receptor activity. The record is from RefSeq and is a predicted model, not a curated record. Gene Ontology annotation, biological process: G protein-coupled receptor signaling pathway.
CGUGGCCAUGGCGGGGGAGGAGGCUCGGGCCGUGCCGGCUGAGGGGGUCCCGAGCGCCCCAACCGAGAACGUCCCGCUCUGGCGGCGUCGGGCGGAAAGUACAGAUAAAAAUGGAAAAAAGGCRUCUUUCCAGACUGACACUGCUGCCUAAUGCCACAGCAACCACACAGAUGGAAGCAUUUCUCCUAAAUGAAGGGGCUGAGUAACAUGCACAGCUGGUAAGUAGGACUUAGAAACAAGUGAGAUCCUCAGCAAACUUUAAAAUAAAAUGCGCUCAUUUUCUUUCCUGUUUCGUCCCUUUACCUCUUCUUUUCUUCGUUCUGUCCUUUUUGUUGUGCUCAUGGAUAAUUUACUGCCCCUUUKCUUGCCCAUCUAAAAUGGUUUCCUGCAUACUACAGGUAAAUUUUAACACCAGCGAAARGGUCUCCAGUCAUUGGAAAGAGUUYGAAGAACUAUUACGUGAAUGUUUCUGAGCGUUGUCCUGCUUCUAGCUGCUCAGCAUGUCUUGGCUGCUCCAACUCCACACGCUCUGACCAUGAGCAGCAAUUCCUCCCUCAGCAAUGGGAAGGGCCUGAGGAACCUGACGACAGAGGAAGAUGGGGCAGUCAAAGUCACUGAGUCCAUUGCUAUAAUCGUCAUUGCCAUCUUCAUCUGUUUGGGCAACCUGGUGAUUGUCGUCACCCUGUAUCGCAAGUCGUACCUUCUCACCUUGAGCAACAAGUUUGUGCUCAGCCUGACCCUCUCCAACUUCCUGCUCUCUUUGCUGGUGCUGCCUUUUGUUGUCACCAGCUCCAUCAAGCGAGAAUGGAUCUUCGGGGUUGUUUGGUGCAAUUUCUCAGCCCUGCUCUACAUGCUGAUCAGCUCAGCGAGCAUGCUCACUCUGGGACUCAUUGCUAUAGAUAGGUACUAUGCAGUCCUGUACCCAAUGGUUUAUCCAAUGAAGAUAACRGGCAACAGAGCAGUGGUAGCUCUUGUGUACGUGUGGCUGCAUUCCCUUAUUGGCUGCCUCCCUCCUCUUUUUGGCUGGUCCUCUUUGGAAUUUGACCAAUUCAAGUGGAUGUGUGUGGCAGCCUGGCAUAAGGAGGCUGCCUACACUGCCUUUUGGCAGAUCUGGUGUGCACUGCUGCCGUUCGUGGUCAUGAUGAUCUGCUAUGGAUUCAUAUUCCGYGUGGCGAGGAUCAAGGCCCGCAAAAUCCACUGUGGGAGCGUGGUCAUUGUGGAGGAGGACUCGCAGAGGAAYGGGAGGAAGAACUCCAGCACCUCCACAUCCUCCUCUGGAAGCCGAAGGAAUGCUUUCCAAGGGGUUGUUUAYUCAGCCAACCAAUGCAAAGCUUUCAUUACCAUCUUGGUUGUCAUUGGGGCUUUUGUCAUUACRUGGGGGCCUUACAUGGUAGUUAUUACAUCAGAGGCACUUUGGGGGAAAAACAGUAUUUCCCCUGCUUUGGAGACAUUGGCUACAUGGCUGUCCUUUUCCAGUGCCAUUUGCCAUCCCCUAAUUUAUGGGCUGUGGAACAAGACAGUGCGCAAGGAACUACUGGGAAUGUGCUUUGGGGAUCGGUAUUACCGCGAGUCCUUUGUUCAGCGGCACAGGACAUCAAGGCUAUUCAGCAUUUCCAACAGGAUCACAGAUUUGGGACUAUCUCCUCAUCUUACUGCCCUGAUGGCAGGUGGGAGGCCACUGGGAAACARCAGCAGCACAGGAGGCACAGGUUUCAGCUGCUCCCAGGAUUCAGGAACAGAUACAAUGCUUCUUGAAGAUUAUAGCUCUGAUGGCACUCAUGCCCCACACUGCAUCUGUCCCCCUCGAAGAAGGAGUUCAGUGACAUUUGAAGAUGAAGURGAGCAAAUUAAAGAAGCUGCAAAGAAUUCUGUUCUUCACGUAAAAGCUGAAGUCCAUAAAUCUCUGGACAGUUAUGCAGCCAGUCUGGCCAGAGCUAUUGAAGCUGAUGUGAAACUCAGCCUGUUUGGGGAAGAUGCUUUACCAGGAGCCCUGUUCCCCAUGAGGACUCUGGCAGGAAGCAGUGGCAACACUCGGCGUGGUGUCAGGCCCCAUGCCAGCCAAAAACUGAAGUUGCAGAGUAUUGAUGAAGGGAACAUUUGACUCGAGCACUGGAGUAAGAAAACAGAAUGAAACCACUAAGUGGGGCCUACUGCAGCUGCUAGUGUUUCACCAGAACCAGGAUGUCUUGUGUGCAUGUUUUCAGUGUUUUUUCAACACCUGGAAACAGCUGAAUUCUGGUACUUGCAUCAGCAUUCUACAGCAGUGUUUGUUUACUGGUUAGGGUGCUAUUGACUCCUCUGCCACAUCAUUAUCACACAUUGCAUAGGAAUGCAGGGRUUGGUUUCAUUGACCAGAUCAUUAGACCGUUGAAUCUUGGGUCCAUUGUUGGCCAAAGCUGAUACAGGAACAAAACAGGAAAAGUGUGUGCAGUGCUCAAUUCAUUGUUACAUCCAUCCUCUUCUGCUCACAAGGAUAAUCAUACUUGAUAGCUGGAGUGCUCUGAUUGGAGCUUGUGCCUUGCAUACUACAUACUGCCACAGACUCCCAGAUGAGGAGCAURGACCUCACUAAGGGCAAAACCUGARUUUUUCAGAGAGCUUAUGCAGAUUAUGGCCCUACUUAGCUUUGCAGGGGGAUAUUUUUGUCUGUUCAGUCAUCAGAAUGCCAGAUCUGACACUGAACUCUGCUUCAGUGAUAUGGGACUCCAGCUCCUCUGGGUGUAAUGGGUGGGAACAGACCUGUGCUGGAAAUAGCACAGAGGUGGAAUUUGAGGAAAUCAUUAGUGCAGAAUCCUUUCUCUAAAACCUCCAGCUCAUGUGCCAAGUUUUGCUGUUACUGAAAAGACACUCUGUGGCUGUGCUAAGMUGGACAGAUUAUAAAUAAGGUGUUAUCACUUCAUAUUCAGGAUUCAUCUUUUCUAGAGAGAAGAUAAGUGUUUUUUUUUUUUUUAAUCAUGAGGGAAUGUAGUAUUUAAGCUAUACUUACCUCAGUGCUUCUAUUUCUUGGAGUAUUAAUUCGUUAAUCUCAAAAAUAAGAACAUUUGGCACUUAUAUUGCACUUUGCAUGUUCUUAAGUACUGUACAGACAUUACCUUGUUAGGCCUUUGUGAGAGGGUUGAUCAGCCCUGCUUGCCAAAGAAGGGGAACUCGGCACAGCCAAGCUGCUGGCAGUGAAACAAGCUGCAAAGGUGGGAGGGAUGCAAACGAAAAGAGGGAUGAGGUGGAUCAUACCACUGUAUCCAGUUUGAGGAAACUUUCCAUGCCUUCUUGGGCAACCCCUUUCCUUACUUUGGGGGAUUACAGCCCUGCCUUACUGAGUAUUUCAAAGAGACAGAGAUAUAAGUGAGCAGGAUAAUUCCUUGGGAGUGGGUGUCAGUAGCAAACAGGAUUUAAGAACCAAGGAUUUGCGUUUGUUUACUGUGUCUGCUCCCCUGUGCCUCCACCUUUCCUCAGAAGUGCUUUGUAUGAGGUUUYGCUGCAGAUUGUUUGGAAAUCAGGAGCAGGAUAUUUCCAUCUGGGCAAAACCUGGGUGUGCACUUGUCAAGUUUUGUCUUUGUGUGAUGUAUUCAGAGGCACAGAAGUGUUGUGAGGCAGUGCCUCGGUCCAGUACUGUAUUUAGACAUCCUGUUUUUCUGUGUUCCCUACUCAGAAAUGUAUUUCAGCACGAUCUUAUGUCCAUCUCUGGACAAAGCAACUUGACKUUCUGAAUUAGCUGAAUCUCACUGCAUUCCCAUGKAAAAUAUAACURCAUGCUUAAAAUUCAGUACAUGGUUUGCUGAKUUAAGAACAGGCUGUUASAGCAAGAACACUUAAGCUCCAGUAAGAUGGCUCUUAGCAUAAUGCAGGAAUAAACCAAUUAAUAAUAGUGAGGUUCUAACUCCUGCAUUUUUUACUUCUAAUGUGUUAGAGACAUUUGCAUCUGUGGGCACUCUUUAGGAGAAAAGAAUCAAAAAUCUCAGUAUCUACGGGGAAAUGCCCUGCAGUGAGGUCAUUGCUGUCGUUAAUGUUACAAUCACAGUUGCUUGUAGGACUCAACACUCCUUAGGUUACACACUUGCCUGGUGGUAAUAUUACAAUCAGUUGCUUGUAGGACUCAACACUGCUUAAGUUAACCACUUGCCUGGAGGUGUUUUGUCCGCAUCCCUUGUAGUCCAUAUUCCUGCUUCGAAACAAGUUGCUGAAUGUCAGAAGGGCACACACAAGUAUGUAUGUGUUGUGGAGGAGUCAGKGCUAGCCCAAAAUAUUGUGUUCAGGAGAAAAAAUUCUGAAGCAUGUGUGAAAGCACAAAAUUGAUAGUAUUGUGUAAAAAGCACGGUUUUUCACACAGACGCUGAGACAAACACUCUUCAGGCAGGUCGGGGGUGGAUGCAUCCGUUUACACCGUGGCUGAAUUUGGCUGCCAGYGUUAAUGUCACUAAUCUGUUAUUUAGUAUAAAUGUUGUUCAUAGUUUUGUACACGUUAUAACCCUUCCAUAACUCUGUUAUUACCGAAGUCGUUCUCUCACUUGAGUUGUCAUUAAUAAAAACGGUAAUUGAGAAAUGCACACCUUUUGUAAAACUGUAUUCCCCAUCUUAAAUACAAAAGAGAAAAAAAAMCCCAAACUUAUUUCCAGCUCCUG